This is a messenger RNA of Tachysurus fulvidraco (yellow catfish), 2466 nucleotides long. Its product is annotated as complement receptor type 1. The record is from RefSeq and is a predicted model, not a curated record. The coding region runs from base 133 to 1848 and encodes 571 amino acids. Lineage: Eukaryota; Metazoa; Chordata; Actinopteri; Siluriformes; Bagridae. The transcript has 13 exons.
GUGUGUGUGUGUGUGUGUGUGUGUGUGUGUGACGGAGGGUUGGACUUAACAUUUCCACCUUAAACCCUUUGACGUCCACAAACCGGAUCAUUGUGUGUGUUGUGUAUCAUCUGUUCACACAGAGCUCUGGACAUGGCGGGUGUUUUGUGGACUUUGAUGUUUUUCAUUUUCUCCUCGCACUUAGUAGACUCCUACCCAGGCGGAAAAUGUGGCACUCCGACACUGUAUUCGGGGAAAUUGCUGGAAGAGAAAUAUUCACGGAGGCGUGUGUAUAAUUCCGGAGAAAGGGUGCAGUAUAAAUGUGAGCUCGGCUACACGCACGACAGAGGGUCACGUUCCUCCGUCUGUAACAACGGCGUGUGGAGUCUCCUGGAGCUCAGGUGUAAAAAGAAACUCUGCGGUUCUGCCGGUGAGAUACUGAACGGACAAUUCAGACAGACCGGGAACGUCUUCGGAGACAUAGCUGAGGCGGAGUGCAAUCCGGGCUAUGUUCUACAAGGAGAGCCCAUUAGGGAAUGCCGGGUUAACGGAUGGACUGGAACGAUUCCUACAUGUGUUGCCGGUGUCACUCCAGCCAUAGAAUGUUCACCAACCAUGAGAAGUAAAAAUGCCGUGUAUCACGCUACAAAAGCCACAUAUCAACCUGGAGAGACCUUAGUCUACUCCUGCCAUGUUGGAUUCCGGUCGACUAGCGAUAGCAACGUUCUGCAGUGCGACAGAACCGGAAAGUGGAAGCCCGGUCAUGCAAACUGUCAAAAGAUCAAAUGUGAGAGAUUUACCAUACCCAAUGGUAAAGUAAAGUUUGGUCAUCUAACCUUUAACGUCAAAGUAAACAUAAGCUGCAAGAACGGGUUCCACCUCCAAGGGCCGAGCGUCGUCACCUGUGGAGCGGAAGGCUCCUGGACUCCAGCUCUACCCACCUGUGAACAAGCGAUGCCCAAACAGCUCACAUGCCCGCCCCCAGCCGUGCCCAACAGCAUCAGACAAGACAGAUACAAGAUGGAAUAUGUAGUCGGAGAACACGCUACCGUUUCCUGUCAGCUAGGCUUCGGGCUGAUCGGCUCAUCACGGGUCAUGUGUGGCGCCGACGGCCAAUGGCAGGAAAUCCCAGAAUGUCGUUUCGUUGGAGUUAACACUGGGAGAUGCCAGCUUCCUCCAUACCUCGCUAACGCUCAUACCGAACACGUUGAGCCGAAUAUAUCCGUGCGCUUCAAAUGUAAUCCAGGCUACCGCAUGGUUCGAGGGCCAAGCACCGUAUACUGCAGAAACGGCCGGUGGACCGACUUAAACAUGUUAUGUGAAAGGAAAAAGUGCGGCUCGGCCGGGGAAGUAAAGAACGGACUUUAUCAGUACACAGGCUCUUUGUUCGGAGACACUGUUACAGUCAGGUGUAACAAAGGGUACCAACUGGUCGGUGCGGGGGUAAGAAACUGCACAGAAAACGGAUGGAACGGCAGAGAGCCAGUGUGUGAGGCGAUCCAGUGCCCUUAUCCUGACACGGUACCAGACGCAGACUUAAUUUUUGCCACAAGUGGAAUAGUGCAACACGGCUACGUGGCGUCCUACAGAUGUCGCAUUGGCACGUUGAUCGGAGAAUCGGACAUUUACUGCACCGAAGAUGGCACAUGGAGUGCUCCGGCUCCUCGGUGUGAAGUUGCUACCUGCUCCGCUCCCAGUGUGAGGAACGGGUUGAUAGUUUCCGGAGUGAGACCUCGAUACCACUCUGGGAGCUCAGUGACGUUCAUGUGCAACCCCGGGAAAAAAUUACUAGGCCCUGAUAUCAUCACGUGUAGGAGAGAUGGACAGUGGUUUCCCAGACUCCCUAUCUGUUCUGACAUCCUUUACUGACGGACCGAACCGCUCGGCGGAGAAACGUAACGCAUCAGCUUUCCUCUGUGUUCUGUGACGCGCUGCUUCGAAGCGUAUCGACAUCCCGUUAAAUCUAGUAUUCGACACGAUCGUUCGAAUGUUAUAGUUAAACUGUUGUCUCGCUUUCAUUUAUUACUGUUAUUUAAUAAUAAUAUAUUACUAAAUAUAUUCAGUUCUGUGUUCAUUCGUGAGAUCAAUUGUUUCUUUAAGAUAUUAUAUUUUCAUAUUUUUUUUUAAUGCCUAUUUUUUAAAAAGUAAAACACACAGAUGUAAAAAAAUAAAAAAAUAAAUAAAAAAUAAAAAUACACAUUUUAACUUCAGAUUUGUCCCAAACUACAGAACACAGCAUCCUUAUGUUUACGUAUUCUGAGAUUUCUAUAGUAACCAGUAAGCAGCAGAUUUUUUCCUGCACAUAAGUAACAUAAGCGUCUGAAUUCUGUCACUUUUUUCAUUUUAAUCCAAACGACAUCGUUUUAACGUGUUUACAUAAUAAGUUGUAUUUGUGUCUUAUUCUUUUUCUUCUUUUUUAUUAUUAAAAAGAUCCUAAUAUUUUUUUUAACUAUAACAUUCAAUAAAUUUCUGUAACUCCCCUUAAAA